Boeremia exigua is the source of this 1763-nucleotide messenger RNA. RefSeq lists its product as uncharacterized. The transcript has 4 exons. The record is from RefSeq and is a predicted model, not a curated record. NCBI's taxonomy places the organism in Eukaryota, Fungi, Ascomycota, Dothideomycetes, Pleosporales, Didymellaceae. Gene Ontology annotation, molecular function: FAD binding; monooxygenase activity. Bases 358 to 1743 code for a protein of 461 amino acids. Gene Ontology annotation, biological process: secondary metabolite biosynthetic process.
GGUGAGGCAUGCACACCUCUCUCUAAGCAUUAUCAAGGGUCAAUUGUUGCUGAUCCCUCAAUCUGAAAUAGUGUUGCUCCGCUUUUAACAUCUUUAUAUUGUAAGCCCCUGGACAUUCUCUGAAAUCGGUGGGUAUAAUUCAUUACCGGCGUAUCCACACCGACCAACAAGCACCAAACUUUUCGGCGCAGUCAUGCUGUGAGCCGCCAGGUUUCGUCCGAUAUAGAGCUCUCAAGUCUCGCAAUGCUGCGUUUACCAGCCUACCUGGGUAUAAGUACAGAAAUGGACUCUAUGUGAUGACCACAACACGCAGUUGCAGCUCAUCAUAUUCCCCACACGAUCAUUGAAUCCUACCUAAUGUCUGAAACACAGAUCAGCCAACUUACCAGGCAACCUGCAACAGGUAUCUCUGUACUCGUAGUGGGAGCUGGUAUUGGAGGUCUUACUUUCGCCAUCGAGGCCCAUCGUAAAGGUCAUGAUGUUCGAGUAAUUGAGCGCUCCCCUGAGGGACAGUACUCCGGCGAAAUAAUCAUGAUUACAACUCCAGCUCUCCAUACUCCGAAGAAGUGGCCAGGCUUCAUGGAACGUGUAGCAGAAGUGGCGUAUUCACCGCUCUUCGAAUUACGCAAGUUCGAUGGCACCCCUAUCGAGAUGCAUGCGCCUGGAGACUCCAAGAACCCAUCUAUCAGUAUCUAUCGAAGAAAGCUCCACAGCCUCCUCUACACCUAUGCUAAAGAGCUCGGUAUCUCGAUUACGUUCGAAACUCGAGCGGUGGAGUUCUUUGAGACCUCUGAUAUUGGUGGAGUAAGUCUUGGAGACGGACAGAAGCUCACAAGCGAUGUUGUCGUCGCAGCCGAUGGUGUUGGUUCGAGGUCCCGCGCUAUUAUUGAUGGCAACAGAGAUGAACCGAUCAGCUCUGGCUUCAUCAUGUAUCGUAUCUCCUUUCCCAUAGGUCCAGCACUCAACAAUCCUGUCAUUGCGAAGGACUUCGCGGAUCGCCAUGAUCAGGGCUACAUGUAUAUUGGUCCAGGAGCGCAUUUGCCUAUCAGCAAGAAUGGGGAUCAGCUGUGCUGGCUUCUCACGUGCAAAGACGAAAACAGCACAGCUACGGAAACUUGGUCCAGAACUACGACAACUGACAAGGCCCUGAAGGCAGUUGAAGGAUGGGAUCCACUAGUGACUGAGAUCAUCAAAUCCACGCCAAACAACGAAGUUCUGGACUGGAAGUUGAUGUGGCGCAACCCACAACCGCAGUGGGCUUCAACAGGUGGCCGUGUAGUGCAGCUCGGUGAUGCAGCCCAUCCUUUCCUCCCGACUUCCUUCAGUGGCGGCACAAUGGCAAUGGAGGACGCUUAUUCGCUUGCAGCCUGUUUGCAAAUUGCAGGAAAGGAUGACGUGCCUCUUGCAACCAGAGUCCACAACAAAUUGAGAUUUGAGCGAGUCUCCUGCGCCCAGAAGCUGGGCUUUAAGAACCGCGAGAUGUUUCACAACACCAAGUGGGAAAGGCAAGACCCAGGCUAUAAACCGAUGCAAAAGAUGGUUGGGGACUGGCUGACCUAUCAUGACCCGGAACAGUAUGCGUACGACAACUUCCAUGAUUGCGCUCAACACAUCCUCUCAGGCGCUCCAUUUGAGAAUACUAACUCGCCACCUGGCUACAAAUAUAAGCCAUGGACUGUAAAGGAGUUGUUAGACGCAUCAGACCGCGGUGAGACCCUUGAAGACGAGGGUGACUGGUCAUAGAUAUCAGCAGUAUAUUAGCG